Paramecium sonneborni is the source of this 252-nucleotide messenger RNA. The record is from the annotation of a GenBank genome assembly. Lineage: Eukaryota; Ciliophora; Oligohymenophorea; Peniculida; Parameciidae.
AUGUUGGGAUCAUAAUAAAAUACAUCUCUUCAAUAUGGAUAGAUUAUAAAUUAAAUGUUUAAAAAUAAUACUUGCCUUUUUAUUAUGAAUGAAUCGAAUUGGAACUAUCUUAUAAAUACUAAACAUUAACUUGUCAUUACAUUAAACGAAAAAAAAUAGUUCAAGUUAACGUCAUAUGCCAGAAUAAAUUUUCUUGAGGAAAUUAUCAAUUAACAUAUGUACUUCCUGCUUUAGAAAAAAUCAAGAAAAUGA